Molecule: messenger RNA, 1315 nt
Organism: Paramecium sonneborni
Lineage: Eukaryota; Ciliophora; Oligohymenophorea; Peniculida; Parameciidae
Source: the annotation of a GenBank genome assembly
AUGUAUCUAGAUAUAAGUUACUUGAAACCCAAGAGUAAGAAUUUCCUAAAUAAACACUCAAGUAAUGUAAUAAAACUUAAAAAUCUAGAAUUUUAUAUAAAAUCUGGAACAGAAGGAAUGAUAGUGAGAAACAUUUAUGAAAAAGUUGAUUAUGAAGAGUAUGAAAUGAAAUCUAUUGAUAAUUUCAAAUAAAUCAUAUAAGUCCCAUUACCUAUUUAAUGGAAAACAAGUGAUUAUUUAAAAAUGCUAAUUUCAGCAGAUUUUUAUAUUUAAGGGGCGUUAUAAGUACCUCAAAAAAAUAUUUAAAGAAUUUAUAGGUUCAUUUAAGUUGGCUUAACUUAUACAAAAACAUGGAACUAAAUAUUGCCUAAUUAGAAUGUGGGGAUUUUUAUAUAUUUGGAAUGGAUAAAUAAUUAAGGCCAGUGAUAAUAAUAAAACAUCUUGAAAACAAGAAUUUUUUAACUUUCCAAUAUCUAUUGGAAACAGUGAAGCGAUAAGUGUUGAUUCCUUAUUUUAUUGAAAAUUGGACAAUUAUUUAUGAUUGCUAAAAUCAAGAAUAAAAUUUUUAUGAAAUUGAUGUAAGAUAUAUAAAUUAUAAAGUUCGAUUUUCAAUAUAUAAAAGAAUUAAUGAUUAACUUUUGUGGAAAUUUAAAUAAUCUUCUCAUAGUAAAUUCUAAAUUAAAUUUUUAAUAAAUUCUUAAUUUUAUACCUAAUAAAAAUCAAGUACAUUCUAAAAUAAAACUGAUUAAUAAUCUUGAUGAUUUAUAAUAAUAUAUUUUAAAAGAAUAAUUAGAAGAAAAAUAUCAUGGUGAAUGUUAAAAUGUAACUAAAUUUUGGUACAAUAAUUAUAAAUAAUUAUAGGCCCCCUUAAGUUCCAUAAGUUUCUGAGUUGUUAAAACAAAUUACAUAUGACUGUUAAGAAGAUUGCUAAAAUGAUCUAAGAAAACUUUAAGAUUUUAAAGAGAGAAAUUUAAGAAAGUUUUCAUCCUUAGGAAGAUUAUCUCAUUAACAUUCAAAUACAACAACCAUGAAAAAAUCAACAGAUUCUGCAACUUCCAGUAGUCAUUUUAAAAUUUUAGUUCAUGAAGAAAAUGGAAAUUAGCUUAUAGAAGAAGAAAUUGAAAUUAUCAAUAAUUAAGGUGAAUCCGAGUUUGAUAAUUUAAAAAAAAAUGAUAUAAAUUUCUAUAAAAUUGAAUCUGCUGGAACUUCAUAAAUAGAAGCUAAUAAUUAAAGUUAAUUCUAAACAAUACUUGAAAAUGAGCAUUUGAUUGAAAAUAAAUGUUGCUCAGCAAAAUUUACUUGUGUGAUUUUUUGA